UUGGAACACACCCCAUGAGCUGUGACUACACUGAGACUGUACACAGUAGCACUGACUGGGGGACACACGCCUCUCUUAGACCCUUUUUGCGUGUUAAAUCAGUUGUGGCACACACUAUGUAAGCUGCCUGGGUAAAAUAUAUCAUUACAGUUCAUUUCUGUUACCUGCAAUAAUGUCAGUUUCCUCUGAACACACCGAGUUUACAGUGGAGGCAGUAGAGAGGGCUCUUCAGCAGCUGUACUAUGAUCCGGAUAUGGUGCGGAAAGACGUGGCCCAGAAGUGGCUGGCGCAGGCUCAAGUGUCGCCGCAGGCUUGGCACUUCUGCUGGGCGCUGCUGAGCCCGGACAAGGUGCCCGAGAUCCAGUUUUUUGGUGCCAGCACACUGCACGGCAAGAUCUCCAGCAACUGGCAUGACCUCAGUCCUGAGCUUCGCGAGUCUCUUCAAUCUCAGCUCGUCUCCCACGUGUGCCACUUCGCCCUCGGGCCCAAGAUGGUGCUGACUCGGCUCUGCGUGGCCCUGGCUUCUUUGAUCCUUCGCACGCUCCUUGACUCCUGGCCCAGCGCUGUGCCUGAUCUCCUCCAAGCCUUCCAGAGCGCAGAUGGUACAGCUGAAGCAGCCAGUCAGCACCUGGCCCUGUUAGAGGUGCUCACUGUAUUGCCUGAGGAACUCCUGAGCAGGAAGUUCACAUCAGGGAACCGUGCCAGGCUUCAAACUGCCCUGGCGCAAGAGUGGACCUUGUUGUGCCCAUUGUUGAGGGAGCUGCUGAGGUGCGAAGGCUCGGCCUGUGGCGUGAAGGAGCGAGCGCUGCGCUGCCUGCCGUCCUGGCUCCCACUCGGCAUUGAUUUGGGACAGAUCGAAGGAGUGGUGAAAGAUAGCUUAGAGCUUCUUAAAGUGCCUGAGCUUUUUGACACGGCUGUGGAGAGUGUCGUCGGUGCUCUCUCGGUGACUGACUGGCAGAGGUCUGCAGACGGUCUGGUGAAGUUGUUGCCCUGUGUGCUGGAGCUCCAGGAGCAGCUGAAGAGGGCGGUGCAGGACAGAGACAUGGAGACGUCUCACGGGAUCUGUCGCGUUGUCGUUGCUCUCAGCGAAACUCACUGCAGAACAUUGCUGGAACAGAUCGGACACUGGCAGGGUUUCCAGGCGCUGGUCGGUAUGAUUCUGUCAUGCACUGCGAUUCCUGGUCACUACCCGGUGGACGAGACUUCCAGCUCACUGACCCUCACAUUCUGGUACACGCUGCAGGAUGACAUCAUGUCACUGGAUACGGAGAAGCAGACCUUUUAUUUGCAGCUCUACAGACCCAUUUACUUCCAGCUGGUCGACGUUCUGCUGCACAAGGCCCGCUUUCCCGACGAGCACGACUACGCCUCGUGGACUUCUGAUGACAAGGAACAGUUCAGAACAUACAGAGUCGACAUCUCGGACACUCUGAUGUGUGUGUAUGAGCUUUUGGGCCCCGAACUGCUGCGCAAACUGUACGACAAACUGGGAGUGUUGCUGACCGACCCGACACACAUACACUCCUCCCUGUGGCAGGAUGUAGAGGCUCUGCUGUUCGGUUUCCAGUCCAUCGCUGACACGGUGGACGUCAGUUACUCAGACGUGAUUCCCGGACUGAUCGGUCUCAUCCCCCUCAUCUCAUCCAACAACAUCCAGCUCACAGAGACAGUCAUGUUCACGCUAGGCUCGCUGGCCGAGUGGUUGGCCGAUCACCCGGUCAUGGUGCCUGCUGUCCUGCGCGUUGUCCUGCCUGCCCUGUCAGACGCUGACCUCUCCGUGCCCGCCGUCUCCACGCUGAAGAGGAUCUGCCGCGAGUGCAGGCAUCACCUUUACCCUCACGCCAACGACAUCCUGGCAUCCUCACAGGACGCACUCAUUAAGAGGACCCACAAGAGCCCUCAGAGCACGUGGCUGAUGCAGGCUCUGGGAUUUUUACUCUCCGCCAUGCCGGAUGACGAGAUUCAAGACAAAUUGCUUUCUCUCCUCUCGCCUCAUAUCCAGGACCUGGAGCAACUGGCCAAUCAGGCGCCCUCUCCUGCCACUAAACACUCCUCACUUCAGGUUCUGGGUCUGAUCUCCAGCCUCUUCUCCACUCUCGACACGAGCACGCACGCCGACGGACCGGACAGGGUUAAAGGUCGUCGAUUUGCUGCUCACAACAAUCCGGUCGUAGUCGUGCUACGUCAAGUGUUUCCUCUCAUCCAGACAUUUCUGAGCAAGUGGCUGAAAGACACCGAAGUCGUGGAGGCCUCAUGUGCUGUUUUUGAGAGAAGUCUGAAGAUCCUCGGUGGUGAUUUUGCUCCUCUCGUAGCUCAGCUUUGUGAGCUGAUCAGUCAGCUGUACAGCCGCUACCCACAAGCCUCUGCUUUGGAUCUCAUACAGCAGCUGCUUCACGUAUUCGCCUGUGAGAAGGAACACGUCUCGUCGGUCGCUGCGGUUCUGGAGCUCGUCACCAACGUAACCAUGUCGGUUUUUCAGCACGGUGCUAGAGACCAUCCUGAUGUGGUCGAGUCCUUUAUGAAGCUUCAUGCGCAGGUUCUGAAAAGGAAGCCGGAUCUGUACGGCUCCGAGGGUCUGGACAUCAGAGUGGUCUUCUACUGUGGGAUUUUAGCUUUGAAAUUCCCCGAGGCUCCGACUCUCAAGUCCACGUGUGCGCUGUUCACAGAGCUGAUGUCUCACUGCGAGGACGUCCCUGCUGUCCGAGACGUGCUGCAGGAGGACGGCCUGCUGCUUCUUCAGACCCUACUGGAGGCUAUCUGUAUCCAGGCUCCCCUGGGCUUGCUGGAGCACCUGGCUGAGGUUCUGUUCUCCAUCAGUCUCCACUGUCCCAGCUUGCUCGUGACUCGGUUGAGAGACGCCCUGCAGUCUGACGCCUUCCCCUGCGCCUUAAUCACUCCGGAGCACAAGGAUCACUUCUGCCAGCAGAUCCUAAGGUGUUGCUCUGGGAUUUGAUUCGUUAUCGAUAUUGGAACAAGCGAGUAAGUGGAAGAUGAGGGAAAUUGCGAAGGAGUUCUGCCUGUUGUGUCGGGGUCUACAGGGAGCAGAGGAUACCACGGAGUACUGAACAGCCUUCGCUUUCCGGACACCCGUCUGAACAUUUUAGACACUUGUGGGAUCAAACACGAAGAGACAAAACGUCUGGGAGGGAAAAUCCCAUUUUUACAGACUUCCAGUGUCACGAGGUCAUGGUUUUUUGUCUAAUUUUAUUAUUCUAUUGUGUAGUUUUUUGUUGCUUUUUUUUUUUAAACGCCUUCACAGGUCACGGGCAUCGUCCCAGGUUUGGUGUGUUUCAGUGCACAGACAAGACAGUAUUAAUGUUAGCUUUAAAAGGUUUUACGUUUGUUGUAAAAGUACCAUCGUGUUAAUUCAUCACAACACCAUAAAAAGAACUAACGAGUUUUCAUAAACUACUAACAGAGAA
Molecule: messenger RNA, 3422 nt
Organism: Tachysurus fulvidraco (yellow catfish)
Lineage: Eukaryota; Metazoa; Chordata; Actinopteri; Siluriformes; Bagridae
Gene: ipo13a
Product: importin 13a
Exons: 21
Coding region: 173-2953 (926 amino acids)
Biological process (GO): protein import into nucleus
Cellular component (GO): nuclear membrane; cytoplasm
Molecular function (GO): small GTPase binding
Source: RefSeq, a predicted model, not a curated record